AGUUGUCUUCUGACAGUCGUAGCGGCAACUUGUGUCAGUUAGACGUUCGGGUCGAUCCCAUAUUUUCACUAGUGAAUAUCGGUGUUCGAUGUGAAUAUUGUUUGUGAUAUUACACCAAUAGUGCUGUGCCGUGUUGUAUCCACGUUUUAGUUGGAUCGCAAUAUUGUUUGGCAGCGUGCAUAAUUUUGUGCAGUGAUUCUAGUGAUAGGUCAUAGUACCUUGCCUGAGAUUUUAUAAUUAAUUAUUAACAUCAGUGUGCGAAUAAUUCUUUGCGUUGAAAAGUUUUGAAUUGUGUAUACAUAACUGUGAGGUGGCGCCGAUAGCGGACUCUGGCGGAACUAAGGACUGGAACGUGUCGAGUCGACCUACUUUUGUAAACACAGAUUACCUCGCUGUCUUUUCUACCGGGACUCGUUAAAAUUCCCGAGCGGUUCCCAAAUUUUUCCCGACAUUGCCAAGUAAUACUACAAGUGAUAGCCUGUGCCUUUCCUAAAAUGGUCUGAGGACCGUGUUUCUUUUUGAGUUUGUAAAUUUCCGAUGGAAGCGAUGGGUAUUGAUAAGAAAACGGACCACGAGAGCGGGUACUUCGAGGAUUCAGAGUACGAAGGCUCGGUGAAGAGUGUGGACAGUGGCAGCCGGAAAAAGCCAAGAAGCAGCGACGAAAGCCCGGAACGACGUGUCAGUGAAGUGCCAAGUGAUGCGAGUACGGUCCUCAACGAGUGUAAUACACGCAUCACCAUCAGCGACGGCAGUGAGGAUGACGGAGAGUACUACUUCCGUAGUGAGGAGCAUCCCCGAGAGAGAGUUAACCUGACGUGUGCCGGACGUGUGGAUAUGUCCUGCUUCGACCUGCUCAAAGUCCUUGGCACUGGUGCUUACGGCAAGGUAUUCCUUGUGCGCAAGAAAGGCGGGAUUGAUGACGGCCGCCUCUAUGCCAUGAAGGUCCUCAAGAAGGCCACCAUUGUCCAAAAGAAGAAGACCACCGAGCACACCAAGACUGAGAGGCAGGUCCUGGAGGCGGUCAGAGAGUCCCCCUUCCUGGUCACCCUGCACUACGCCUUCCAGACCGACGCCAAGCUCCACCUCAUCCUCGAUUUUGUGUCUGGUGGUGAACUGUUCACCCACCUCUACCAGCGCGACCGCUUCACUGAGGACGAGGUCCGGAUCUACAUAGGCGAGAUCGUGCUGGCCCUUGAGCACUUACACAAGCUGGGAAUCAUCUACCGUGACAUCAAGUUGGAGAAUAUCCUGCUGGACUCUUCUGGACACAUCGUGCUCACCGAUUUCGGGCUCAGCAAGGAGUUCCUGCCCCACGAGAAGGACCAGAGAGCAUACUCCUUCUGUGGCACGAUAGAAUAUAUGGCACCCGAAGUAGUCCAUGGAGGCUCAAGCGGACAUGAUAUUGCUGUAGACUGGUGGAGUGUGGGUGUUUUGACCUACGAAUUACUGACAGGAGCCUCCCCAUUCACUGUAGAACGAGAGCGGAAUACUCAGCAAGACAUAUCUAGCAUUAUUUCCAGGCGAAUCAUGAAGACGACACCACCAAUACCGCCUUAUUUGUCAUCUGAAGUUAGUGACUUCAUUAGCAAAUUGCUAGUGAAGGACCCCAGGAAGCGACUCGGAGGCGGAGAGGAUGACGCGGAGGAGUUGAAACGCCAUCCAUUCUUCAGGAAAAUCAAUUGGGAUGAUUUAGCGAGGAAAGCAAUACCAGCACCAUUCGUUCCUAAGAUCACCAAUGAGCUCGACGUCAGCAAUUUCUCUGAAGAGUUCACCAAAAUGGUUCCAGCCGAUUCACCAGCUGUAGUUCCUCCCAACUACGACAAGGUUUUCAAAGGCUACUCUUAUGUAGCACCCUCUGUACUCUUUACGGAAAACGUCAUCAGUGACGAGAUUUUUCGUCCAUUCGAUAAGAGACCUUCCACAGCCAACAUCAUUGCCUGUAAAUUUAAGAACUCUGCCUUUUUCCAAAAUUACGACAUCAACCUGGAGAGGGACGGGUUAUUGGGCGAUGGCAGUUUCUCAGUCUGCCGACGCUGCGUGGAGCGGGCAACAGGACAGGCCUACGCUGUCAAGAUCGUCAGCCGCAAAAUUGACUGUAGCCAGGAGGUGAACCUUCUUCGAGCCUGUCAAGGCCAUCCCAAUAUUGUCAAUCUCCACGAAGUAUUUUACGAUGAGGUUCACACGUACAUAGUACUGGAACUGCUACAAGGAGGCGAACUACUAGAAAGGAUCAGGUGUAAAGAUCGGUUCACUGAGACUGAGGCAAGUCGGAUCAUGAAGCAGUUAGUGUGUGCUGUCAGUUUCAUGCAUGCGAGGGGAGUUGUCCACCGAGAUCUCAAACCUGAGAAUAUGCUGUUUGCUGAUAAAUCACCAAACUCCACCAUCAAGAUCGUAGACUUUGGAUUCGCCCAACAGAAGAAGGAGGGGGACUCUUUGCACACCCCAUGCUUCACGCUGCACUACGCUGCCCCAGAGGUACUGUCACAGGCUGGUGACGGCUAUGAUGAGAACUGCGACGUUUGGAGUCUCGGAGUGAUCCUGUACACUAUGUUGAGUGGAAGAGCACCAUUCCAUGCCAGGUCCAGGGAUGAAAGCCCGUCGGCAGUCAUCGCCCGUAUUAAGUCCGGUGAAUUCCACUUUCAUGCCGAGUCAUGGUGCUCUGUGUCCCAUGAAGCCAAAUCACUUACCAAAGGACUGUUGACGGUGGAUCCGCGCCGGAGACUGCGCAUGUCUGCGCUGAUGGUUCACCCCUGGGUACAAGGUUGUGAUGUGUCUGCCACCCCGCUCAUGACCCCUGAUGUGCUCACAGCGGGCUCUUCCCACCGGUCUGCCGAAAUGGCAGUCAAACAUGCCUUCAAUGCCUUCCACCAAGCCCACAGAGAGGGCUUCAGAUUGCAGGAUGUUGUGAACGCGAAACUCGCUCAACGCAGGAGACUGAAGAAGAAACCUUCUGAUGUUAACAGUUGCUUUAGCAGCUAUUCUAGUUCAAGUUCCUCAGGCCGUUCGUCCGUCCAAGCAACGUCCUCGCUGUCAAGACCUGCCCCAUCCAACACCGACAGCUGCGAGUUGUUCAGCUUCAGUGAGAACCGUGUGCAAGAAUACCUGUCGAGCCUGUCAUCAUCCGAGUCGUGUGACAGUGUACACGCAGCCGCAUUAACACUGUUGGCCUGUGCCGCUCAAGCUGCAGGACCCAGUCAUGCGGACUUCGUGCAGGACCUUGAAGUGGGCUCGUACGAGCAAGUGUCGGACCGUCUUCCCUCGGUCAGUGAGAGUGAACAGUUGGUGGGACCCCUCACCCGCGCCAAGAAGCGUAAGCUCGAGUCGGACUCGUCACCUGAUGCCAAGAGGGAAAGAAAAGAGGAGAGGAAGACCAAAGGAAAGAGGCACCGGAAGCACCACCACCGGUCGAGACACCACAGACAUCGUUCGGAGAAACACCCCGAAAUCAUCACGAUUGAUGAUUAAUUCCUUAGGACAAAUUUAAUGUUAAAACAUUUGGAAAAUAAAUUGUGCUAUGAUAAUUACUCUACAAUUCAUUUAGAACAAUUUGUUUUCCUAACUUACCCUGUAUAUUGUAAAAGACAUUUGAAAGUGGAAGUAGACUAAUAUUUGCACUUACGGAAGGAUUAACUUGUACAUCACUCGAUACUCUAUGUUUACAAUGUAUAUUUAACAAAUUGCCUAUUAGGUUGAGUGACAAUCCUUACAAAGCAAAUCUGUUCUACUUUCAUUUUACAAUUACCUCAUUUUUAAUGACUACAAUUAAAAAUACAAUGAAUCAAUCCUUCUUGAUAAUUGCGAGUCCUAACAAGUAAUGACUGAGCAAAACUUUCUGGAAACUUGACUAACAAUUGCCUUUAACAAUGUGAUGAAGCUGUUUCAAUAAAAAUGCCACGAAAUGUCUAAAAAAGAAGAGGAAGAUGAGAUGACUAUAAUUCUUGAGGUAAAAGAUAUUUAAUUAGUUUUAGACAUUUAAUAUUUAUGUAUUAUUUAGUCACAAAUUUUUAGAACUCGCAAUUAUCAGGAAGGAUUCAUUAAUUAUAUUUUGUAAAAACUCCUUGUAAUUAUUAGUAUUUUAUUUUUGUUUUUAAGAUUGUAUGCAUUUAGUUUGACAUAAUUGAAUAUGUUCAAUUUGUUUUAAUUAAUUAUAACAUUUUAUUAUUUUUUGAAAUUUUGCUACAUUUUUUGAAGAUUGAGUUUGAGAUGAUAUAUGUUAUAUCACCAAGUAUGUUAUUAAACUUAAAUAUGUUACAUUUAAAAAAAUACAAACAUUAUAUUUAUUUUGGUACAGGUUGACAGAAUAAAAUACAAUAAAAACCUUUUCUACUAUAAAACAAUGAUGAUACAUUAAAAACUGUCACCACUGCAUAAAAACAAUAUCUUUUCAUUAUAAAAAUUGUAUACUUAAUUUUUCCAUUGAUCAUUGAUUGAGUAGUUAUAUAUUGAUCAUUUAUUUUAACUAAGUGAUGACCAAACUGGUUGUAGUUUGUAAAAACAACUCUUUUCCAAGAGAUCAGAGUCUUCAGUGAUCUCUAAGAAGUUUUUUUUUAAAUAAAUUUUAAGUUUAUUUUACAUUGAAGUGCCUUUUAUUGUGUUACCUCUAUAAAAAUAAGUCUAGUGAUAGCUGUUUACGUUACUCGUAAUUUGUAACAUAUUUAAGUUUUCCUCAGCCAUAUAGCAACAUAUCAUGUAAAGCUUGAUCUUCAGCGUAUUCUUUAUUAAAUUAUUAAUUCAAUUACUCCGUGUUAAUGAUUAUUUAAGUAGGAUCAAACUCAUUAAAUUUUCAUAAAAUACGUGAUGAGUGUUAUUUAGAAGUUUGGCCUUUACAAGUAUAUUUUGUUUGGUUUUUUAGGACUAAUUUGAUAAGCACAUGUGAUAGGUCUUACAAUUCCUAGCGUGAAUGUGGGUGUGACAAGGCCAAAUACAACGCUCUUGCCGGUCAGUAUAGUGAACAAAGACAAAUACGUCACAAUAUCUCCAAUAAAUAUACAUGGUACAAAAAAGUAGACAAACAGAAAUCACAGUACAUUCAGGUCCACUAUUGUUCUUUUGUUAUACUAUGAACAGGUUGACAUUGUUCACUUGUAUUGACUCAAUACGGAGUCAGUUGUAUGUAUUGGACUUGAAAAGCUUGAAAGGAAGUGGCUCACUCUGAUGAAGUAAAUUUUAAGUAAAAAGGACCACUUUCAUUUCAUUUAUUAUACUUCAAAACAUAAUUUAGGCGUAAUUCUAGCCUUUUUCUCGUUGAAAUUUUCCUUUCAAGCUUUAUGAAAACACAAGCUUUAACUGACAUUGUAAACUGGUUCCUCUCUAAGCGUACACGAUUUUCCUUGUACACAUUUUGUUUUUCACAAAUGAAUCAGAUGAAAAUGUUAUGUUCAAGAAAAAUAUUGUAAAGUGGCCAUUUAUUAACGAUUUUUAAGUAAACCGUAUUGUAAUUAACCUUUUACCAAUGUGGUUUAUAUAUAAAAUUAUAAUAAUUUGAUUUUUAAUAACUGACCUUUUUACAUUAUAGUUCUUAAAUGUAAGUUUUGCUAAUAAUAUAGAGCUUGGAGGGGAACGAGGUUAUGAUGUAAGAAUGUUGUUCAUGGUUAUUGUGUACUGUACAUGAGUCAGUAAUAUGCCUUAAUACAAUACUAAAUUGUUCUGUGAUGCAGAUAGACAUGUUUAUUUUUGUAAUUCAACAGGUGAUAUUUGUAUUGAUAGAAUUAAAGUGCAUUCAAUUUAGAGUUUUGCAUGAUUUAACUAUCAAUAAAUAGAUAGUUAAUCUUGCAAAAUUUGUCUGAUACAAGUAAAUUGUUAUAUAUCUAUAUGGAUUUCUGUCUAUUUGUACAUUUGCCUAUUUUAUGUAUUAUAGACCAUAAUAUAUAAAUGUUGGGAAUUUGAAUAAAAUUUAUUAGUAUAAAUGCA
This is a messenger RNA of Homalodisca vitripennis (glassy-winged sharpshooter), 5910 nucleotides long. Its product is annotated as ribosomal protein S6 kinase alpha-5-like. The record is from RefSeq and is a predicted model, not a curated record. The coding region runs from base 538 to 3465 and encodes 975 amino acids. Gene Ontology annotation, molecular function: magnesium ion binding; protein serine/threonine kinase activity; ATP binding. NCBI's taxonomy places the organism in Eukaryota, Metazoa, Arthropoda, Insecta, Hemiptera, Cicadellidae. The transcript is spliced from 16 exons. Gene Ontology annotation, biological process: protein phosphorylation; regulation of DNA-templated transcription; intracellular signal transduction.